This is a messenger RNA of Jaculus jaculus (lesser Egyptian jerboa), 839 nucleotides long. RefSeq names its product deleted in primary ciliary dyskinesia homolog (mouse) (gene Dpcd). The transcript has 6 exons. Lineage: Eukaryota; Metazoa; Chordata; Mammalia; Rodentia; Dipodidae. The coding region runs from base 50 to 661 and encodes 203 amino acids. The record is from RefSeq and is a predicted model, not a curated record.
CCUGCAGUUGCCAUGACAGCAGCGGGGCGCGCCGCGGGGCGGAGGGAAGAUGGCGGUGACGGGCUGGCUGGAGAGUCUGCGGGCGGCCGAGAAGACGGCGCUGCUGCAGGACGGGAAAAGGAUGGUGCACUAUUUAUUCCCAGAUGGGAAAGAAAUGGCUGAAGAAUAUGACGAGAAGACAAAUGAACUACUUGUGAGAAAGUGGCGUAUGAAAACUUCCCUUGGAGCCUUGGGCCAGUGGCAGCUUGAAGUAGGAGAGCCAGCACCCUCGGGAGCAGGGAGUCUGGGGCCUGAGCUCAUCAAAGAAAGCAAUGCCAGUCCUAUCUUCAUCCGCAAGGACACCAAAACAAGUUUCCAGUGGCGGAUUCGAAACCUACCCUACCCAAAGGAUGUCUAUGGGGUCUCCGUGGCCCAGAAGGAGCGCUGCAUCAUUGUCAGAACAACCAACAAGAAGUACUACAAGAAGUUCUCCAUUCCUGACCUCGACAGAUACCAGCUACCUCUGGAUGAUUCUGCACUGAGCUUUGCUCAUGCCAACUGCACCCUGAUAAUCUCUUAUAAGAAACCAAAGGAGGUCAUGGUGGCUGAGUCAGAGCUACAAAAGGAGCUAAAGAAGGUAAAGAUGGCCCAUGGCGCUGAUGGGGACUGUAAGACCCAGUAGCUGGCCCCAAGCCUUGUACCUCUGGUGCAGAGAAUGCUGUGAGACUUCCAGGCUUGGGACUUUCUGGGACGGUGCUUCCUGUGCCCUUCUGAGAGUUACAGAGUCCACACCGGCCUUGGGGCAGUGCUAGCCCGCCUGUUGUCUUCUUUCCUGAGUAAACUCAUCAGAGCUGCUUGCA